CCGCAAAAGAGUUCACAUAUGCUUUUCGUAACUCUUCCGGCUGUCGACGCAACACCGACGUUGAAGCCUGAAUUGAAACUCUCUCUGCUAUAUAGCGAGUGAGGGAGGGAGGGAGAGGGAGAGGGGGAGAGAUUGAGUACAUACAUACAUAGACGCACACACAUAUACGCACAUAUACGUAUAUGUGUAUAUAGACACAGUGGGAGCAACUCGGCGCUAGGGUUCAUUAUAAUUGACUCGGUUGUAUCGAAUUCGUCUGUAUAGAGAAAGCUCUUUUAGCUCUAUUCUUGUGAUUAUUCUCUCUCUUUGUGUGUGUUUCUGUCGCCAGAAUUCAAUGAGUGAUCGGGCAGAUACGUCUCCUCUGGUGGCUCCUUCGCCGAUCACCGACUCCGGUGAGAUCGACCUCGAAGCCGGCCCAGGCGACCAAAUUCAAUGCCGAAUUUGCCUCGAAACCGAUGGUAGGGAUUUUAUUGCACCUUGCAAGUGCAAAGGGACAUCAAAGUAUGUUCACCGUGAAUGCUUGGAUCAUUGGCGUGCUGUGAAGGAAGGGUUUGCUUUUGCUCAUUGCACAACUUGCAAAGCUCGUUAUCAUUUGAGAGUCCAUGUUUUUGCUGAUAGGAAAUGGAGAACCUUGAAAUUUCGCUUCUUUGUGACUCGAGACAUUCUAUUCAUAUUUAUUUCUGUCCAGCUUAUAAUUGCUUCUUUGGCAUAUUUGGUUUAUUUAGUUGAUGGCUAUGAGAAGUUCUGGCUUCGACGUGCAUGGGGUUUUGAUAGUUUUAGUUUCUACUACAUAAGUGGGGCAUUAUUGUUCUUUGCACUGUUGGGUUUAUCGGGUUGCUUUAUAACUUGCUAUGAUCGAAGAGUGCGCAAUGAUUUGGCUCAGCCAUGUCGAGAAUUAUGUCUCUGCUGCUGUCAUCCUGGAGUGUGUGCUGACUGCCAUUUACCAGGGACUCUUUGCAUGUGGACUGAUUGCACCACAUGCUUUGAAAGUUGUGCCGGUGCAGCUGGUGAAUGUGGUUGCUUAGGAGGUGCAGGUGAAGCUGGGUUGCCAUUGCUAUUCAUUAUGGCUCUGGUUGUGCUGGGCCUAUUUACUGUGCUUGGCAUAUUCUACAGUGUAUUGGUGGCAACAAUGGUCGGACAAAGAAUAUGGCAGCGACACUAUCACAUACUAGCUAAAAGGAUGCUAACAAAAGAAUAUGUUGUUGAGGAUGUUGAUGGCGAAAUGACUGGAUCUGAUUGGUCUCCGCCUCCUAUUCCGCCUGAGCAUGCUCAACAGUUGAAAACGCUUGGCCUUCUAUGAAUCCAAUGGCUGCAUGCAAGGUAAUGCAGGAUGCAGCGCCUGCUCUCUACUAAUGCGAGACCAAGUCUUUUAUACUGCAUCUGAGUCGGAUGCAAUCUACACCAGAGGAACGGUGAAUCUAUUCAAGGGUUCGGUAAGAACUCCUCAAAUGUGUUUGACGUUGUCUAAUUCCGUUUAUAUAUGUGUAUGUAUGGAUUACACCUUUUGUCGAAUCGGAAUUGUUACCCUUUUGUCACAUUUAGUCUCUUCUUGCCAAAACUGCGACAACAUCUAUUAUUUUAUGCAAGUAACAAUCAGUUUGACGAUA
Molecule: messenger RNA, 1607 nt
Organism: Diospyros lotus (date-plum)
Lineage: Eukaryota; Viridiplantae; Streptophyta; Magnoliopsida; Ericales; Ebenaceae
Exons: 7
Coding region: 335-1300 (321 amino acids)
Molecular function (GO): zinc ion binding
Source: RefSeq, a predicted model, not a curated record